Caenorhabditis angaria is the source of this 5713-nucleotide messenger RNA. The record is from the annotation of a GenBank genome assembly. Lineage: Eukaryota; Metazoa; Nematoda; Chromadorea; Rhabditida; Rhabditidae.
AUGUCAAGCGUUGAAAUGUCGAGCACAGUUCAACAAGUUGAAAGCAUCAUUCAAACUAUUGAAAGGUUAGUUGAAAAAUUGAAAAAAAAAAGAAAAAAACAUCUGGGAAAAUUGCAUUUUUUUUGAGUCCAGAUGUGUUGUUGAAGAGAAAAAUUGAGUACUGUAUCUGAUCCAGAGGAAUCCCAGCUUUCUAGUGGUUCAAUGGACCUAAGCCAUGAAUAUGGGAUGAUAAAUAAUCAAAAACCUGAAUUUUUCAUCUCUGGAAGUCCGUAAAACCCAGAAAAGUUACAUUUUCUGUGAAAUCCUACGUUUUUCCAAACUAAAUUCUUCCGAAACCCGUUAUUUUAGAACAGAUCCAGAUAUUCCAGAUAUCCUAAAUGAGAAUCUAUCCAUUUGUAAGUUUUAUUGACACAUUUUCUAGAGAUUGGUAUCUGGAAAAUGUUUUUUCUAGGUUACUGUAAUAAUUUUCACUUGAUUGAAUAUGAAAUUGUUCGAUGAAAAGUCUCGAUAAUGUUUUUUCUUUUUUUUCAAAAUUCAAUUAUGUCGGUUACCGUAAUUCUAAUUUUUUGAACUUCGAAAUUUUUCUUCCGAAAUUUAAUUUCGAAAAAAAAUCAACAUUUAUGUAUAUAUAAAUUUUAUUCCCGCUGCUCAUUUUAUUCUCUUUUUCUAAUAUAUUUGUUUUCUUUUGGUCCAGAUUUAAUUUCGUUGUCUUUUUUCUAUGUUCAACAAAUCUUGUGAAACGGGAAAAAACAACAAGAAAUAGAAGCUGGAGUCGAAAAAAAAACGAAUUUCAAUUGUGACCACGUAGUUUCGGUCUCUCAUAAAAAAUUGAUGGGAAAAACUGGGUUCCCUUGUUUUGGUUUUUUACGCCGAAGAGGUUUUGAGCAAAAAAUCUGAGUUUUUGAAUUUCAUGAAUUUUUAGUGACUUUUGUUAUGAAUUUAUGAGUUUUUGAAACUUUCAGAUUUUUGUAACGUAACACCUUAUACAACAUCCAAUCAAAUAUCCCAUUUAUUUCGAUGGUGUGAAAAAUUAAAUCAUAAAAUUUUACAGCUAUAUGUUUAUGUGAAAAUAAUUGCUAGGUUUUUGAAACUCACAUUAAAUACAGUAAUCCUUGAAGCACUUUUUUCAUAUAUCUAUUCAUCUCAAACAAAAAUCGUUUGGUUACCAAAAAACAUGAAUUACAUAAAUUGAUGUUUUUAUGAAUGUUGCCUUUAUUUGAAAUGCAUUUUUAUGGGUGGACACUGACAAAAAAAGGCGCAUUGCAUGAGAACAUGUAUGAAAUUCGAGACUGUCGCAUUUUUUCUCAUAUUUUUUUAUUUUUUAUUUCAUUUUCAUCAAAAACCCUCAAUAAUUCAUCUCCACGCUUUUAUUUGUAUUACUUAUUUAUUUUUUCAAGAUGAGCAGUAAAAAAAGUUUAUUUUACUUUAUUUUAUUUUUGGACUUGGGUCAGAUCCUUCUUCUUUUAUUUUCUUAACUUCACUCAUGUCAAUUUGAGGCGACUUGUUUCCAAGAAAAAAAUUGAAAAGAAAAAAGAGCGACACUUUGUUUGUUGUGAAAAAAAGAAAUUCAGAAUUUACUCCAGUAAAACAGAAAUUUUCGAAUAAUACGGAGGGCAUUUUUCAUUCGUUGCUCAUCAUUUCUUUCUUCUUUCUCUCGAUUUUUUUCAAUUCCUGAAUAGGCAGACUAGACUUACUGAAAUGAAAAGGACGAGACAAGUUUUCGAGUUUUUUAAUGUUAUAUUCAUUUUCCGAUUGGCCCCUCAUUUCAGAGUCAUUUUCAUUUCAUCGCCUCUCAUUUUAUCUCAUUUUCGCUUUAUUUUAUGUAUUUCAGAAACAUUGUCAUGAAUUAUUUUAAAAAGUUAUGAGAUGUUGAAAAGUUCUGAUUCGGUUUUUGGCGGUCUUCCGUGCUCAUCAUCUCAUCGACAUUAUAAAGAUAAUUGUGAAAAUCAUUUUCAAACAACACAAAUUCAAACAACGUAAAUUUUCAAAUGAUUUUUUGAAUGUUGUGAUUGUGACCGCUUUGUAGUUUUUGAAAAUGUGAGAAAAUAGAUUAUAGGGUUAGAAUAGUGCAAAAAUUAUAAAUGAUCACAUUCAGAUAUCGUUUUUGGUGCAAAAAAUAAGAGAGGAAAGAACAAUUUGUCACUUUAGAUAAAUUUCCGAAUUUCUCAAACAAAGGAGUUACUUGAUUUUUUAAAAAAGUAUCUAUUCCUUAUUUUACUAGAAUCAGUUUGGGUUAUCUGAUGUGCGGAACUUUAAAUUUUUCAAAUUUUCUACUCCUGAAUUAUUUCGGAAAUUUUCCAAUUUAAAAAUAUCAAAUCAUCUUUUCAAAAGUUUCAAAAAUUCCUAGAUAACAUCAAAAUAAGGUAUCUGCCCAUAAAGAAAUCUGAACUUUGAGGCAUUUUCCAUGACCCCCUUUUUUCUCAAAUUGAAGAUGUGUUGAUUUCAAGAAAAAAAAGUGAAAAUGUGUCUCAUCUCAAUUUUUCUCUCUCAACACUGGUCAACAAGAAGCAAAAAAUGCGUAUGCGUAAAAACACCCAAAGGAAUUCCCUCGAGUAUUACUCAAACAGGAGCUAGAAGAGACAUUCUUUUUGUUCGUGGCAAAAACACACUCAACACAUAAAUGUAAUAUAUAAAUGUGUUUUUUAUAUUGCAUUUCUGUUCGAAAAACCAAACCCAUGUUUAUAUGUUUGCAGCAAAAUAGAGGGCUCUUCGCAACAACACAGCCCGGCUUCUAAUAGUUCAUCGGCUAAAUCUGAAGAUUCUGGACUUGAUGAUGGUGCGAAAAAAGUUAGUGUGGUUAGUUUUUUUCUAAUUUGUUUUAUUUUUAUUCUCAAGAUGAUCCAAUUAUUCCUGAAUUUCAGGCUAAGCCAAUUUCGCGUAAAUCAUCUCGAAUGUCACAAUCAUCGGGUGUUUCACUUCCACCAGUUCUUGAACAACUUGAACAUAUGAUUAUUUCGGAUGAUUGGUUAGGAAAUGAAGUAUCAACACCUCCAGCAAGUGUUGCCAGCGGAAAAAGUCAUUCACAAUUAGCCAAAACACGAUCAAGAGAGGGACAAAGAUUAUCCGAAUUAGGUCGAACUUUGGUGACAUCAGCAUCACUCAAAUCGUAUAUUGAUUUGUUGAGUAGUCAUCAUCGACAAAGUAUUGCUGCUUGGUUAUAUGGAAAUGUUAAUCAUGCAUUCAGCAAUCUUUUCAGGUGAUUUAUUGUAAUUUUGCUUGAAUAGCACAUAACUUUUCCUAAAAACGUUGAGAAAACAAGGACUAGUUUAAUGUUGAAAACCUAGUCCCUCAUUUUUUUUAUUCCACAAUUUUUUUGCGCGAACAUUUUUGCAAUUUUUUAUUGUUCCUAAAAACAUAACCCGAAUAAAAAUAAUUUUUCAGAUUCUCCGACUCCCAAGUUUAUUGUUCGGACGCUGAAGCAACUAUCUCAUUGUCAAUUAGAAACGGAAUUGGACACGCUGUUAAAUUGGCAUUGAAGAAAACUUAUGGAUCUGAUUAUAACACAAAAGGAUGGAGAUCAUUUGUUGAACAAGGAGCUCCAGUUGUUUAUGUUUCACCAGCUUUACAUAUGGAUGUUUCCAGCUACUUGGCUUCCGAAUUUGGUAUUGCCGAUGUUACAAUUUUGCCGAAAAUUGAAUCUGAUUUGAGUGAAAUCGAAGGAAGAAUUGUGAGUUUUUUCUUGUGAAUUGAAACAUACAUGUGGUUACAAAAUUUUAUGUUUAGAAACUAGACGUUUCAGCAAAAAAAAUGAGAUAUGUGACACCCUUGAGAUUUAAUCUUCUUUUUCUUAAACCCUCCUUUCAUCAAUCAAAAAACAUGUUUCAGGAUCAUGUAAAAUUCGAAAAAAUCCUUGAUGAAGAUAUUGCUGCUGGCAAAAAGCCAUUGAUCCUUCUUGGAGUCGUUGGUUCAACAAUUCUUGGACAAAAUGAUAUGAUCUCAAAAAUUCUUGAAAUUCGUCAGAAUAAAGCUCAAUUCUGGCUUCAUAUCACCGGUCAAGCAAUUGCCGCUCUUGCCUUCCGCGAACCAAAUAAUGUUUUGGUUCAUGUUCUUUCACAAGUUGAUAGUAUGACAUUCCCAAUUGCAUUAUGGCUUGGAAUUCCAAGUGCUCCAGUUGUAACUCUUCAUAAAAGUGUUGAAGGUUACAAGGCUAGUUAUCGUGAGAAAUUGGACACUUUACCUUGGUGGGUAGCAACAUCUUAUUUGACUGGAAAGAAAAUUGUCGAUAUGAUUGAAAACGCUUAUCUUUUGGUAAGAAAUUAUCAUUUUUGAAAAUUACAUUUCUUAAUUUUUAUAAUUUCAGAGCAAGAUUAUGCUCAAAGGCUUGUCUGGAAUUCCACAAAUUGAGAUUGUUGGUGUUGAAAACCCAGUUGAUUUUGCUAAUCGUGUUUAUAAGAGUAAAUAUACCGCCCCAACAGUGCUCAUUUUCAAGUAUAACUAUGAAAAUAUCAAGAAUGCCGUUCAAGUGAGUACUUCAAUCUUAUUCAGAUACAGAAAACCUUGAAUAAUUUUUCAGCACCACAAGAAUCUCAUCGAGAAAAAUGAGGAUCAUCAAGCUAUUGUCAAUGCUGAAAAAGCACUUCAAGAAGAAUUGGAAUAUGGAGAUUAUUUGAACGCGUGGCUUAGAGAUGGAAUGCUUGUUGAAUCACAAUCUCUUGGUGUUGAUACUAUUGAACUUGGGGGAAAUUAUGGAAUCGCUUUCAGAUUCUGCCCAUUGGAACAUGCAGCUAGUAAGACCUUCAAAAUUAAUAACGAAUUUCACAGAGCAAAUAUGUUUUUCAGCUUUCUCAUCGCAUAUUGACCAUGUUCAAAGAUUUAUCCGUAGAUUGAGCGACAUUAUCAAGAUUGUUGAAUCAACUGUAGAUGCUAGAGCUAAAUUUGGAGAACUUAAAGAUGAAUUCCCAUCAUUGGUUUUGUUGCCAAUUAGAAACUGGGCUGGUAUUGGAGCUGUUUGGUAGGAUUUUUACAUUAUAUAUUUUUUUCAGAAUUUGAAACAGUUUCAUUUCAAUAUUUUUUCAGCUAUAUCCCAUCUAUUGUUAAAGAGACCAAUCCUGAUGACUGGAACGAUAUUCAAAAACAACAAAUUUCUCACCUUAAUUUGGAACUUGUUCAUCAAAUUCGAUCAGUUGAUGCUGCUUUUUCAUCUGGUGAAUGUACAAAAUAUGGAGUGGCUUGUGUUAAAUUUGGUAUGCUCAGCGAUGUCAAAGAUUUGGUUAAUCUUGUACAAAUGGUUGCUCAAAAAGGAAAAGAAAUUGAAAAUAGUCAACAGGUAAAUCAAUAUAUAACAAUUUCAUAAUCUUUUCAAAAUAUAUGUUUUCAGUAUCUUGAUAGCUUGGCUGAACUUAUCCGUCAAGGUAUUGAAGCUGCCAAUCAACAUCUUAAACGUGAGAAUGAUCUUCGCUUGCAAAACGAGGGAAUGAUAAGACAACUUCCAAUUAUGGGAUCUUUGGUCAAUUGGUGGUCACCACUCACACCAGAAUCUCAAAAUAUUCGAGGACGCGCAUUCAAUUUGAAAACUGGAGAAAUGCAAGAAACAGACGUAUUAUUCAAAAAAUCGAGAGAUUCCACAGCAGCUAGUGACACACCUCAAGUUCCACAUGAAGUUACAACAACACCUGAAAAUGCUGAAACUGUUGAAUCAGUUACUCCAACUGAAAAUGAAGUUAGUGAACAAACCGAAAAUGCAACUGAUGGAACAAAUGAAGAAAAAAAUUGA